This is a messenger RNA of Limanda limanda (common dab), 4528 nucleotides long. It is a transcript of the gene nphp4, whose product is annotated as nephronophthisis 4. The transcript has 30 exons. The record is from RefSeq and is a predicted model, not a curated record. The coding region runs from base 1 to 4383 and encodes 1460 amino acids. Lineage: Eukaryota; Metazoa; Chordata; Actinopteri; Pleuronectiformes; Pleuronectidae. Gene Ontology annotation, biological process: protein localization to ciliary transition zone; negative regulation of canonical Wnt signaling pathway. Gene Ontology annotation, cellular component: cytoskeleton; ciliary transition zone; non-motile cilium.
AUGGCGGACGGCUGGAGAGAAGUGUUCGAGCGAGGCCGGCUGGUCCCCCCCCCCAGCCACACGGUCCGCCUGGCUGCGGAGAGCCACCUCGCCCGGUCCCACGGCUUCCAGCUCAGCCUCAGCCGGCUAACAGCAGCUCAGCCUCCGCAGUCACCAGAGAUGCCAGAGGCGGAACAAGACCUGACCUACCAGCUGCGGGCGACCCUGUUUGAUCAAAAUCACCAGCACUUCUUUGGGAAAACCUGGAAGAGUUCACCCCAGAAGAUGAAAAACAGCAAGAUCUCCUUCAACGAGGUCCUUUACUUCCAUACGUCUCUGCGGUUGCCCAGCACAGUGGUGGUUGUGGAGCUGGUGUCGUUGUCACCUAGACCAGACAGUUCCCAGCAGGCCCUGGGCAGAGGCUUCACUGUGCUGGAGCUUUUCACCAACAGGCCAGAGGCUCAGGCUGCUGAUGGCAACAGAAGGAUAUAUUGGCCUGGCGGGGGGGGGAAGCCUUGCGGCCCGCCAGGCCUAUACAGCACUGGGGGAAACCCUGGUCUUUACUCUAAAGGCCCAGGGUCAUACACAGACCGCAGUCUUUUGAAGACUAUAGAUGGCACACAUUUGGACUGUGUGGUAAAAAAACAUCCUGCAUUGGAUUCCAUGAUGCACCUCCUUCCAGAGAAUAUCCUUGUAUCCGGAGAUGAGAACAUUCCUGGGCUUGCAGCUUCUCCAACAGGAGAUGCUCUGCUGAGGCCUCAGCUGCUCAAGAUGCUGCCCUUCACCCUGAGCAGACUGACCAUCUCCCUCCAGCCGUCCCUAGAGAAGUUUGAGAGCCAGCUGCUGCAGCUGAUCAAUGCUGACUGCCACAACACAAAACAGCCUGGACCUGAAGGGACACAGAAGGCAGUUGUCAUCCAGGAAAGGAGGCUCCAUGUCGGUGUCCACAACGGCUGGUGUUUCCUCGACAAGCCCCAAGUGGUGGUGCUGGAGCCCCUGGCCUCCGGAGGCAGAGGGCGAGCAGACAGCACCUCCAAACAAAGCACCCUGGACCGCUCUGCAUCCUCACCACUCCCUCAGAUUCUGGGCCUUCGCAGCAGCCUGGAGCUCAAGAUGACCAAUCAUCAGGCCUUGGCAAUUGUCUUCCAGCUGGAGCAUGUCUUCUCUGCUCCGAUUGGGCGCGAGACUAUGCUGUCCGCCACUUCCUCAUCCCGAGGAGCCUUCUUGCAGUGCCUUCGUUGGGGGAUUUUUUUCCCCUUCCAGCAGCCAGCUGACUGGAGAGGGGAAGAGAUACAGCUUGUUCUGCAAGGAGGUGCAAAGUCAAACCCUUACGGAGUCAUGGUCUACAGCACAGAGAUGUCUGCCAAGACUCCAAGCUCGGUGCCACUCUCAGCUCCAGGCACAGCUCAGGUGAAAGAUACCUUAACUUUUCGGCUGUCGUCUGGUCUGGAAAGGAAGGGAUCCAGCCCGAAGGCGUCUCUGAGGUCGAAGCGGGAAGACGUGUCACACGAGAGGAGAUUACCCUCAUCACCCUCACAUGGUCAAAAACUCCUUGCAACAGCUUCUCCACCAGAUUCUCCUCAAGGCCCAAAGCUCUCACUGUCUCAGCUGGCAGCUGCACCACGCUACCCGACCAUCAGCCACUCCAGCUCGGCGUUGCCGUGGCAACAGUCGUUUCCUUCUCUGCUCCAUCCUUCCCUGUUGGCAUCAGCCCACCAGCUGUCACAUGUCGCCUGCUCAGCUGUCAGCAACAUUGCCCACCUGGAGAUGGACCUUCAGCGGGAGGGAGAUGUCUCAACUUCAGCUCAGAGCGAAGGAGACCAACUUGAGGAGCUGCCUUUCACCCCAGUGCACGCCCCUGUCAUCACUCUGGGGAUGACUGUGCCCAGUUCCUCCUCAGUCAGUUCCAGGAGCUCCCUCGCCCACCUCUACUCCGCUGGCUUCCCGGAGAUUCUAGACUAUAUUGAGCAGGUGGCGGAGGUCCUGGACCCCACAGAGCCGGUGCCCUUUGACCCCCAGCGUGAAGAGGCGGACCUUCUACAAGGAAACCUGCUGGUGUUUCAGUUUCUGGCGUUUACCAGGAUACCAGCGCUGGGUGUUGGUCCUGAUUGGCCGGACAACAUCCACUUCACCUUCCAGUUCUAUCGCUUCCCACCAGUGACAUCGCAGAAGCUCAAACUGCUGAAGAGCGACAAGGUUCAACAGAAACGUUGCGAUCCACUUCCCUGUGUCAUGGCCUCCAUCAACAGAGAUGGAACUGUCAACUCUGGCUCUCCAGGUCUGCAGGUGCAGUUCAGAGUGGAUGAUGGUUUCCUGAGGCCAGGAGAGAAGCGCUGGUUCCUUCGCUACCUGGCUCUUCACACCAUGCACAUCGACAUCUGGGACAGCGACUCACUGCUCCUCAUAGGAUCUACUGCCAUCGAGCUUAAGUAUAUGUUGCGGCAGGGUAAGUCAGCCGUGCAGGCGCUUCACGAGGUGGAGGUGCUGACCACAGAUUACGUGGGAGAUGACUCCCUGCUGAUGAGUGCGAGUUUGGACCAACACUCAGCCUCCAGCCCCAUGACCAUCCGCACCAUUGUCAGGGGCCGUCUGCACAUACGCACAGGCAACACUGGGUGUCCAGAAGAUCCCACCAGGAGGAGGGCAGGGGACGUGAUGCUGUCUCCUUCCCACAUCAUAACACCUCGCCAAGUCACCAGUGGCUUCAGAGGAGGGAGCCUGUCGUCCAGAAACAUCCUCCAACUCAACGCGAGGAACGCCGCACAGGCUCACAGGCUGGAGAUGGAUGGGGUUCACGUGCCGUUGUACAGACACAGGAUCAGACCUGACAGCGUCAUGCCGGGGGAGCUCAACCUAAACGAGCCCAACGGUGGGCGCCGCAAAUUGGACUGCAUGGCCGCCGUGCGUCAGCGAGAGGCCAAGGAAGGUGUACAAGCAGCUAAUGUCACGGAGCAGAGCUCGGAGGCCCACCUGUCCAGAGAACUUCUUCAGAUCCAACUCAGCGAAGAGCGCAGCAGGUCGGACGGCAUCGCCAACAUGCUGGGCCAGGCCAUCACCACCCAGCACCUCCUGUAUGCCAGCCUGGGCUGCGCCGAGUACAUGGAGUUUGUCCUUAAAAACCCUUUUAAUGUACCUCAGACCGUCACCAUCCAGAGUGAUGACCCUGAUCUCAGUGUCAUCACCAACACAGAUGAGUGGCGAUACUUCAAAGCACUAACCCAAACUCCCACUCCGCUGGAGGAGAACAUGUUCCAGUGGGAGCAGGGUGCUCCGGGUCCCAGGGUUUACCUCCGGCCCAAGGAGAGCAUCCAUAUUCCCCUGAAGUACCAGUGCUUCCUCUGUGAUCACACCAUGGCCCCUCAGGGACCGAGCUUCUUACCUACAGGCAAAGGCUCUCAGAUGGCCAAGAAGAAUCAGUCCAACAUUGUUGCUGCCAAAACUAUCAAGGUUUCUUUCAAAGCAGACGACGGCAAACCGAUGGCCAUCUGCCAGGUGAACGUGGAGCCGACGCCCCACGUCGUCAACCAGACAUUCCGACUCUACCACCCUGAGCUCUGUUUCCUGAAGAAGGCCAUCCGCCUGCCGCCCUGGCACGACCCCACAGUCGAGGACCCAGAUGCCAGGACCAACAUUUCUGUUCGCUGCAGUGACCCCAACAUCGUCUGCCAGACGAGGAUGCUGGUGCCAGGGGAGCCUCAGGAUGUGUACUUGAAAGUGCCAGGGAGUCCCAGUCCUCACAUAAAAAUGUUCUUUGUGAUGGUUUUCACUGAUAAGUGGAUGGCGGCGCCCUCGCAGAUGUGGCAGAUUUACGUACAUUUCUUGGAGCGGGUGGAUGUUAGCUGUGUGACUGGCCAGCGGACCUGUCAAUCACUCGUGCUGAGGGGAAGACAGACUGUUCGCAAGGUCAAAUGCUUCUCAUCCCACCCCAAGGAGAUCCAGGUGGAUCCAGAGGGUGUAUUCGUUCUGCCGCCCUCAUCGGUGCAGGAGCUCCAGCUGAAGGUGCAGCUGUGGCGGGCCGGCAGCCGCUUCCUGUACGUGAACGCUGUGGACGUGGAGAACCAGCGGCUGAUCACCUCCUGGCUGCUCUGUCUCAAUGUCCAUCAGCCUGUGCUGUCAAAGGCAUUUGAAGUGUGUGUCCCGGUUGGUGGAGGGCGUGGCAGCUCCAAAAAAAUCACCUACAUCAACCCGUACACCAGCGGUCGCACGUUCCUGCUCCGCUCGGACCAUCCGGACCUGCUCCAGUAUAAAGAGGACAAAUUCCAGGUCAGUGGAGGAGAGAGCUACACCAUCGGACUGAGAUUUGCUUCCAGCCAGAGUCCGGGCUCAGUGAAGAUCCAUGUCUACGUGAACAACCUGGAGGAGAAGACGGAGGAGACCUUCGUUGUGAAUGUCAACUACUCAUGAACUUUUCCACUAACAGAAAUGUGCUGUAUCUUUUCUACUCAGUUUAAAAUUUGAUUUCUUAUUUGAUCAGAUUUCAGAGUAUUUUACUGACUUUUCUUUGUUUUGUCUGUAAGUAUGUUUGUAUAAAUAAAAUGUAUGAAAUCAA